Octopus bimaculoides (California two-spot octopus) is the source of this 1773-nucleotide messenger RNA. Its product is annotated as phosphatidylinositol-binding clathrin assembly protein LAP. The record is from RefSeq and is a predicted model, not a curated record. Gene Ontology annotation, cellular component: synaptic vesicle; extrinsic component of presynaptic endocytic zone membrane; clathrin-coated vesicle. Gene Ontology annotation, molecular function: phosphatidylinositol-4,5-bisphosphate binding; clathrin heavy chain binding; SNARE binding. NCBI's taxonomy places the organism in Eukaryota, Metazoa, Mollusca, Cephalopoda, Octopoda, Octopodidae. Gene Ontology annotation, biological process: clathrin coat assembly; synaptic vesicle budding from presynaptic endocytic zone membrane; clathrin-dependent endocytosis.
UGGAAACAUUCAUAAAUGGUGCAAUGGAGGACAUUAUCAUUGUUUUUUUUUUAUUAUUUUUGUUUAGCAGUUUCCUUUUCACAACAAUCUAUUUUAAUUUCAGCAUUACAACAAAACUUAACUGGCAACCCCGAUUUUUAUGCCCUCAUCAGACAAGCUCCGCAACAGCCUAUCCCAGGCUCUCCAGAUUUUCAUGCAAUCAAGCAAGGCUAUGACAUGUCAACUUUCAUUAGAAGAUAUGCCAAAUAUUUGAACGAAAAAGCCAUUUCUUACAGAUUAAUGGCAUUCGACUUCUGUAAAAUAAAGAGAGGAAAAGAUGACGGAACGUUAAGAACCAUGAAUGCAGAAAAGCUUUUGAAAACUUUGCCUGUUUUACAGAAACAAAUGGACGCCCUUCUUGAUUUUUAUUGCACACCAAAUGAAUUGACCAAUGGAGUUAUAAACGCUUGCUUCCUGCUUUUGUUUAAAGAUUUGAUCCGGUUAUUUGCUUGUUACAACGAUGGCAUUAUCAAUUUAUUGGAAAAAUACUUUGAUAUGAAUAAAAAGCAAUGUAAAGAAGCUUUGGAUAUUUACAAGAAAUUCCUUGUCAGAAUGGAUAAAGUGUCAGAAUUUUUGAAAGUAGCCGAGAAUGUUGGAAUUGACAAAGGGGAUAUCCCAGACUUAGCUAAGGCACCUUCGAGUCUGCUUGAUGCCUUAGAGCAACAUUACGCAUCUUUAGAGGGCAAGAAAAUUCCAGGCUCUUCAUCUAAGCCAGCAGGCUUCACUGCUGCUCUGAAUACUAUGGCUGACCAAAAUGUUGCUUUUAGUGGUGUUUCAGAUGAUGAAAAAAGGAAAAUUCUCGAUGAUGAAACUCAGCGUUUGAAUCAAUUAAAGUCAACCGAAUUCUCAGAGACAACUAGUGCAAGCUCUGAUCAACGAAUUAAGGAAUUAAACCAGACCUCUCCACAGACCUCCCCACAGAAUCAGCCAGCUACGUAUGCGUCGACGAACCCAUUCAGCAGUGGCCCAGCAGAGGCCGUCACCUCUGACCUGCUCCUCGAUACUAGUUUGACAACCACACAACCCGCAAAACCAAUCAGUGACCUGCUCGGUCUGUCUGCCUCCACUAACCCAUUCGUCGACAGUCUUCCCACAAAUGCAGUGUCACCUGGUCAAACCACCACAAUGACUUCGAUGGGCUGGACAGCGAAACCAGCAUCCCCCGCCAUGAAUGCCACAAACCAAGCCGGAGAAUCAGCAUUUACCACUGAUGCAGCUUUUGCUGCAGCAUUCCCUAAUUCCUCAGUAUCAACAGCAGGGGUAAUGGACAUGAUAUCUCCUUCUAAUGCUGCUACCACUACUACUACUACUUCUGCAUCUCUUGCUGCAAUGGCACAGAGCACUACACCAGCGCCACCUGCAGUCCAUACGGAACUGGAAGACCUUCUCGAUCCGCUGGAAGCUCUCGAUCCGCUGGCUCCUAAACGACCUGUAAGUCCAGCGUUCGUUCGGCCAGUCAGUCCAGCUAUUGUCCCUCCGGCGAGUCCAGCCUUCAAUCGGCCGGUCAGUCCCGUCACUGGCUCCACCUUCAAUGCUCCGGUCAGUCCGUCUGCUACUGCUUUUAAUCCGCCAGCCAGCCCAUCAUCUUCGUGUUUCAAACCGCCAGCAAGUCCUUCAGCUCAGCGUAGUGUGACUCCUACCUACAUGGAUAACCGAGACAAAGGACUGCAGGACUUAACUAGUCCUGCAAUGACCACUGGAUCUGACCCAGGUACUACCAUUCCACCUUGCUGA